UGACCAGACUGCGGUCUAGUAUAAAGAAGGGGCCCAGAAGACGGGGCGGGGGCGUAGGAGCCUUCCCUGCAAUGUGGCACGCGCUGGUCCUCCUGCUGCUGCUCUCCUCUGCCUCAGUGCCCCCCUCCACUGCAGCCCCGAUCCGCGAUGCUGACACCCAGGAGAGCUCCUCGGGUUUUCCAGGCCUUCAAAGACUAAUCCAAGACUUCGUGGGGUUUUUUCUGAAAGAUGACCUGCUACGGGGCAUGGACAGCUUCUUCUCUGCCCCCGUGGACUUUCGGGGCCUCCCUAGGAGCUACCACCAAGAAGAGAACCAGGAGCGCCAGCUGGGGAACAACACUCUCUCUAGCCACCUCCAGAUUGACAAGGUGACCGACAACAAGACAGGAGCGGUGUUGAUCUCCGAGAAGGUGAUGGCAUCCACUGAGCGAGGAGAGGAGAACUUGGAGAGCGACUCAAAGGUACCCAAGAUAGAGGAGAAGGGGGCCCUGGUGCCCAUCCCAAAGACCAUGGACAGCUCCCACCUGGACCCUCACCCCCGAGUGGCCUUCUGGAUUGUGAAGCUGACACAGCGAAGGUCCCACCAGGAUGCCCCCAAGGGCGACCGCCCCCUCAAUGAGAAGCAACACCGCCUGCAGGCCAUCCGGGACCGCCUGCAGGCCAUCCAGGAAGGGCUCCACGAAGGGACCCGAGAGGAGGUCCUUCAAGAAGGGACCCAGGGCUCCUCCUACUUCAAGCUGCCUGUGCGCAAGACGCGCUUCCUGUACAUUCUCAAGCCCUCCCAGCAGCUAUAG
Pteronotus mesoamericanus is the source of this 794-nucleotide messenger RNA. RefSeq names its product dickkopf like acrosomal protein 1 (gene DKKL1). The coding region runs from base 72 to 794 and encodes 240 amino acids. The transcript is spliced from 5 exons. Lineage: Eukaryota; Metazoa; Chordata; Mammalia; Chiroptera; Mormoopidae. The record is from RefSeq and is a predicted model, not a curated record.